Molecule: messenger RNA, 2494 nt
Organism: Pimephales promelas (fathead minnow)
Lineage: Eukaryota; Metazoa; Chordata; Actinopteri; Cypriniformes; Leuciscidae
Gene: gpc5b
Product: glypican 5b
Biological process (GO): regulation of protein localization to membrane; positive regulation of canonical Wnt signaling pathway; cell migration
Cellular component (GO): extracellular region; plasma membrane; cell surface
Source: RefSeq, a predicted model, not a curated record
CACACAGGGCCCUUCCUCACAUGUCUCCAGACUAGUCUGUCAAAACACGCAGCAUGUGAAGCCCCUGCGAUCCACCAGAUUGGAAAACUUUCUCCCUGGAUAACGUUACUUCAUUAAGCGGCUUUAAAUGUGCAUCUCUUCCGGAUAAUAUUUUGACGGUUUUCCUCCCCUCUUUCUCACACAUUGGCUCAGAGGGCUUUCUCUGGACUGAGAUGGUGCAAUGCUCCGCAGGACAGCACCGCGUGUAUGUUGGUUGUGGAUCCUGCUCUCCAGUGUGUUAGUAUGGAGAGUUCACUGCGCCAGUGGGCAGAGCUGUCAUGAGGUUAAAACCGCUUUCCAGCUGCGCCAAGUCGGUUCAUUAAGAUGGGUUCCGGAGACCGCAGCAACAGAUGCAGAUCUUCUUAUCUGCAAACACCAGGGUCCCACAUGUUGCACCCGUAAGAUGGAGGAGAGCUACUACGCCGCCGCCCAGAGAGACACACACCACACCAUUCUCUCCUAUAGCUUCGAACUCAAAUAUCUCAUCUUGGGCCAUGCCUCUACGUUCCAGGAUACCUUCCAUUCCCUACUCUCCUUCACGCUAAACAAUACCUACUCGCUCUUUGACAGCACCUACAAGACAAUCUCUCAAGACGCAAGACCUUUAGUGUCCACCCUCUUCUCGGACCUUGAUCUCUACCUCCGUGGCGAUGCCAAUAUCUCCGUGGAACAAUCCGUCCACAGUUUCUAUGACAAACUCUUCCCGUUGGUGUACCAACACCUGGUCAAUCCUGGCUUGGGCUCUCCUGUUUCUACCUGGUCCUCCGAAGGAAGCGAGUGCCUACGUGCCACAAGGCAUGACGUCAACCCCUUCGGCCCUCACCCACAGGCACUUGCUCGGGGACUGUCUAGUGCACUUGUGGCUGGUCGUGCCCUCAAUCGGGCGCUGGCAAUGGGCGCCGAGGUUCUGAAUGUCACCGAGUCGGUGGGGUUGACAAAGCAGUGUGGACGUGCACUGGUGGGGAUGUUGUUCUGCCCGCACUGCCGCGGACUGACCCUGAUCCGGCCAUGCGGAGGGCUGUGUCUCAAUGUGAUGCGAGGGUGCCUGACAGGCCUGUCUGAGCUGGACAGGCCCUGGCGACACUAUGUAGCAUUGCUGGAAGUGCUGAGCGGGGCACUAGCAGGGGGAUACGAAUUGGAACUGGCACUUCUACGCAUCCGGGAAAGAAUUAAUGAUGCCAUCCUUAACGCGCAACUGCAUGGGCCACAUCUCAGCGCCGUGGUUGGCAAAGUUUGUGGUUCCUUGACUGAAUCGGUUUCCUCCACUCCAGUCAGUCUCGCCUCAAGAAGUUUGACUCCUUUAGUAAACCCCACCAUUGGACUUCAAACCACAGUCACGUCCUCCAGUCCGACAACACUACCUGAAACAGGCAACCAACAUGAGCACAUAACGCAAAAAAAAAGGUCUCUACCUCUGAAACCUUCCAAAAACAACAAACCCAGAAGCCUGAAAAAGAUUUCAAAGGAGUUUAUGGGCUACAUUCAGCGAUACAAAUCGUUCUUCUCCACCCUGCCAGAGAUGCUGUGCGAGGGGGAGGUAGUGAUGGAUGAAAACACCUGCUGGAGUGGAGAAGAUGUGGUUGAGAGUUAUACAGGCCAUGUGGUGGGGAAUGGACUGCAAGCCCAAAAACAAAACCCAGAGAUAAAGGUCAGAAGUGUGGAUCCAAACUUGGUCAACGUGAAGGAAAAGCUAGAGCACUUUAACAAGGAGAUGUGGAGUGAGAUGGGUUUAGGAACAGAUGGUGAUGAGGAUGUCGAGACAAGCGGCGGCGACAUGGCAGAAGGCAGCGGCGAGUGCGAUGAUGAAGACGGCUGUCAUGGAUCGGGCCGGGGUGACGAGACAGUGCCCACUGAAAACUAUGUACUAAUUUCACCACAGGAAGGCUUUAUCCCAAUCCAACCCGAACCGGACCCGCGCGCCAAAGGAGUCACCCACAUCCCAACCAUCUCAGCUGUCCUAUUUCUUGCUCUUUUACCCAUAAUACAGCUCCUUCUGUGGCCUGAUGGUGUCUGACGCACACUAGAAAAGACUGAGCGAUUCACGCAUGCAUUUGCACUAGGCCCUUAGAAGUCUGCACAUUCGUCUUCUGAUCUCCUCAGAUGAUCAUUAAGUUCUUCAAACACUGGGUAUUCGUUUGCUCUGGCCUGUUUUAAAGGGUUUUAUGUAGCUACUAAGUAGUGUAAGGAGACACAAGUGUGAUGAGGUCCGCCUUCAUUUCUUUGGUGGUUUAAUAUCAUAUUUUGUAGUGCCGCUGUUUUGACUUUUUGAAUGAGGAUUUACAAAUACCUUCAUCUGGUUUGGCACAUUUUAGAGUAAUAUAUCACAUCCUGAGUUCAUUCACACCCUCCUGCAGGUACUGGGAAGGCUGCCCAUAUACCUAUAUACACUCACCUAAAGGAUUAUUAGGAACACCUGUUCAAUUUCGCAUUAAUGCAAUUAUCUAAUCAACCAAUC